Molecule: messenger RNA, 2091 nt
Organism: Aspergillus luchuensis
Lineage: Eukaryota; Fungi; Ascomycota; Eurotiomycetes; Eurotiales; Aspergillaceae
Product: ankyrin repeat domain-containing protein
Exons: 1
Coding region: 1-2091 (696 amino acids)
Molecular function (GO): protein binding
Source: RefSeq, a predicted model, not a curated record
AUGGCCGAAUCCGAGUCCCCACCUGGCCCCAAAGACAAACUAGAGGUUGCCUUGUUCCUUGCCGCUAGCAAAGGGUAUGAUACCAUUGUCACGCUUCUCCUAGGUACCCCUGGCGUGACUCUGGACUGCAAGGAUGAACUAGGUCGGACGCCAUUCUUCUGGGCCGCCGCCGAGGGCCACGACAAGGUCCUCCAGUUGCUCCUGGGCACUGGCGCGGUGGACCCGAACAUAAAGGACGCUAAGCGUGGCCAGUCCGCAAUAUGUGCCGCUGCGGAGGGCGGCCACGAGAGCGUUGUGGCUCGAUUGCUUGGUGUCGGGGUGGAUUGCCAUGCUGCGGACUCUCAAGGGAAGACACCAUUGGCAUAUGCGGUCGAACGAGAGAGCGCAUCGAUUCUGAAUAUACUGCUGCAAGCGGGGGCAGAUCCCAAUGUGAAAGAUGAGGGCGGCAUGAUCCCGUUGUCGACGGCGGUAGAGAAAGGCAAUUCGGAUAUUGUUGAAAUGCUAUUGAAGGCCGGGGCUGAUCCCAAUGCUGUCGCUUCGAAUGGGUGUCCGCCGUUGUUGUCGGCGGUGCAGGCUGAUAAUGAAGUCAUCGUGCAAUUACUGCUGGAAGCGAAAGCGGAUCCUAAUCUUAAGAGCUCGGAAGGGAAAGCGCCACUAUCGUGCGCUGUUGAAGCAGGAAAUGAAACCAUGGUGCAAUUGCUGCUGAAAGCUGGAGCCGACCCCAAUGAGAAGAAUCCAGAAGGACAGGCACCGUUGUCAUGCGCCGUCGAAGAGGGUAACGAAAUAAUUGUGCAGAUGCUGCUGAAGGCAAAAGCAGACCCCGACGUGAAGAGUCCAGAAGGACGAGCACCACUGUCGUGUGCUGUGGAAGCGGGGGACGAGGUUAUCAUGCAGAUGCUGCUUCGGGCUAAUGCUGACCCUGAUGUGAAGGACGGGGAUGGGAGGCCUCCAUUGUUUUGGGCAAUCGAAAAGGGAUCCGAGGAGGUAGUACGGUUGUUGAUUGCGUCUCGAAGAGUAGACCUCAAUGCAGUUGAUGACGGUGGUCGCUCUGCGCUGUGGUGGGCUGCAAUGUCUGGGCAAUUGAAUAUCGUCCGCCUGCUAGUUCGGUAUGGAGCAGAUAUGGAGCAGCAGCCUUCCUCGGGAGAGAAGUACGAGCAAUGUGGCACGCCUUUGUACCAGGCUGGCCGUCGGGGACAUUUCGAUGUGGUCAAGUAUUUGAUAAAGAAGGGGGCGAAUAUUAACGCUCCGGCUGGAGAACCAGGUCUGUCGCUACUGAUAUCACUGGUACUCUUUGACCGAACGAAAAGGGGCAGACGGAUGCUCGAAUUGCUGCUCGAUAGAGGCGCGGAUAUUAACUCACAAGACGCCUCUGGGAAGACGAUCCUGGAUCUUGCAGCAGCCGCCGGCGAUGUCGAGCUGGCCGAGCUGGCACUAGAGCAUGGGAUAAUGUUAGAAGCCACCGCGAAGGACGGCAUGACGGCUCUGCAUCGUGCAGUACUACAUCAGCACGAUAUCAUUAUGGAUAUGCUUCUGGACGCUGGCGCUGAUGCCGAAGCACAGGAUGGUAACGGGGAUACACCACUACACUUUGCGGCAGCCAGUGGUCGCAGGGGUCUCUUUGAGUUAUUUCUGGAGAAAUCCCCGGACAUCAAUAUUACUAACUUCUCGGGUGAAACUCCGCUGCACAAAGCAGUGCAACGCGGUCGUCGAAAGAUGGUUGAGUAUAUGCUGCGUAAUGGAGCGGACGUCAGCAUGCGCGAUGAUUAUCAACGAACACCACUUCAUAAGGCUGUGGGGUCGGAGAACAAUGUUAUGAGGUUAUUGGUCAAUCGGGGGGCCGAUGUUCAUGCGCGAGACAUGUUCGGCCAGACUGCUCUUCAUAUGGCAGCAGAGGCCGGGCUAGCAGAGGAUGUCUACUUCCUUUUGGGUCACGGAGCAGCCGGGGAUCUACCAGAUGACCGUGGUCGAACGGCACGGGACUUGGCUGUCAAGGCGAAGAAGAAGAAUGUCAUCAGGGUAUUUGAACGGAUGGAGUUGAUGGUUGCGAAAGAUUCGGAGGAAUCCUCUUCUGAUGUUUCGUCUGAUGAAUGA